Molecule: messenger RNA, 834 nt
Organism: Serpula lacrymans var. lacrymans S7.9
Lineage: Eukaryota; Fungi; Basidiomycota; Agaricomycetes; Boletales; Serpulaceae
Exons: 2
Coding region: 1-834 (277 amino acids)
Source: RefSeq, a predicted model, not a curated record
AUGUCAUCAGAUUACUCGACUCUACCCAAAGCCCUCCACCCACGUCUUGGUAAGGAUAAUGAGGAAGCUUUGGAAAAUCUUGCCAGUGAUGGAUUUGAUGACCUCCAUGAAGACUUGAAACCAAGCAAAGAGGCCCGGGCAGGAAAUGCGCCGAGACCUCCAAUCAUGUGCUGGGGCUUUCCAGUGAGCUUCGAGAUGAUGGAGAACUAUGCCGACAAUGGUUUAGAUGUAGCUUUGACUGAUAAACCAGACGAGAAAGAAGACGCCGAAUGUGCAGAACGCACAUUGGAAGAAGAUGCAAAGGACGCAGAGGGCGCAGAAGGUGCAGAAGGUGCAGAAGGCGCAGAAGGUGCAGAAGGUGCAGAAGACGCAGACGACGCAGACGACGCAGAAGAUGCGGAUACGAAGAAUGUAGAAGAAGGCAACUCGGGCAGCGACUGGGAUGAUGACGACUCUUACCACCGAUUCAAUUUGGACAAGGUAUCUUAUACCAUGGAUCACAUCAACGCUAUGCUCGAAGCCGAGAUGGACGAACCAUUCAAAUCUCUUUUUUAUUUCAGUACCAUGUCAUGCUGGAGCGAAGGGGUAUUGACGACGAUAUUCUGUCUGUAUACGAACUAUCACCCAACCGAGUGUUAUGGUGCGCAGUCACGGUUGCCUGAAAGCGUUAAGCUAGCAUGUAAAUACAUUGCAACCGGUCCAGCUAAGUGGUAUGUCGACGCAGCUUCUUCUCACUGGGAUUGGGAAGUGCAAGAUACCCAGUGGCCAGAUGUACUUGUGAGUAUCGUACACUUGCCUAUUUAUGCAUCCCUUCUCAACCCUUCCUCUUUAUAA